GAACGUCGUGUGGUGUGGAUGGUGUCGUUGCGCGCCGUAACGCGCGAAUGUAACGGGAUUAAGGAGAGCUCGCGCGGAGUAUAUCGCGCCGUGAUCUCUUCGCCGCCGCAACGGGGAAAUUAUGUCGACUCGGAGAGAUGGGUAAUUUGUCGACGCUACUAGUGAAGUUCGGUGCCGCGUUCCUCCUCGCCUGUCACGCGGAUUACAGCCUGGCCCAGGACAACGCGUCGGCCAUAGAAUGCAUCGAAUCCGAGACGGGAUGCAGGAGGUGCAGGGACGGGACGUGCGCCAGAUGCGCCGUGCUGUUGCACCAGGGUACCUGCGUGCAUACCUGCCCACCGGGCUUCGUCGCCGACUGGUCCACCCGGGACGAGUACAUGGGCCGUAUCUGCCGGGAGACCGGCUACAUGUUCGGCCUCACCGGUAGCCAGGUCGCUAUUUUGGUGGGGGUGGUCUCCGGCGCGACUAUUUGCAUCUUCAUCAUCCUCUGCGGCGCGAUAGUCGUGCACCGGCGCAAGAAGAAGGCGGCGAAGCUGGCCCAGCAGUUCGAGGACAGCGCGGAGAGGAGAGAGUUUCUGAAACACCUGGCGACGCUCCGCGGUGAGGCCAAUACUUUCCUCGCUAUGCUCAACGACACCAGAAGACAGGUCAGGGAGUUGUACUACUCGGGAAGUAACGGAGACGGUGCCGUCGGAAUCCAGGCGUACAGACCAGUGCUACGUGACCUGGCGAGAAUACUGGUCCUCGUGAACAGAAGAGACGAUGAGAUACCACUUCCGCCCGAUGAUUGGCAACGACUGUUCUCGUGGGCAGAGCGGCUGCUGAGACGAUACAAAAGGCACAGUUCUCCAGAAGUGGCUCAGCUCGUGACGUUCCUGCAGCAGCCGUCGAGCAACCCCGUCCAAAUGACCUCGUCACCGGCACCUCAACCGGUCGCAGCGUCGCAACCGCCGCUUCACCAGCCCACGUACGAACCGAGAAGCACCCCCACUAAUCUCACCACAUUCCAAGCGAACGUGCCGCUCGCGACGUUCCAAGCGAGCGACAAGUCGAGCAUCAGCCCGGCGAGCUCGAGCCUCGGCUACACGAAGGACAGCAGCCCCCUCGGCUCGAGUCUGGGCCAGAACAGCGCUUCCGGCGUCUACAACAGCGAGAAGCUCAGCCCGAACGGCUCGACGAUCGGCCAAACGACACCCCUCGUCUACGGGAGUAAUCUGAAGCGAGGGAGCUCGAGGACGACGAGCGACUCGCAUCUCCAGGAGCUGCAGACCAUCUCUGCGUUCAGUCGCGGCUACAACGGCGCGCUGCCCUUGGAGGCCAACAGCAUCCGCGCGUUGCACGACGAGUGCGAGGUCAACGACGGCCUGGACCGCGACCUGAAUCCCCAAUGGAAGUUUCAGAGCAGCCCCGUGGAGGCGGCCAAUUACACCAUCCUGUCGGACUGGUCGCCCGCUCGCGACUAUCUCAUCGACGACUUCACGAUCCUCGGUUUUCGGCCGCAGGACGAGAUCACCACGGAAUUGUAAUAUCGACUGAUAGUGAUACAUAUCUAAACAAGACUUCUAAAGGGAGGGGGGUUACAAAUGCUCGAAGUGUUCCAAAUAUCAUCGUUUAGACAAUAUUUCGAAAGUCCUUAACAAUCUUCUUUAACAAUCCCGUGAUGGUAUUUUGUUAUUGCAUUAACGAUAUUUGUCAAGUGUGUUACUCGUGGGAAAAGGAUCGUAAUGAUGAAAUUAUAUAAUUUGGGCAAUCUAUGCGUGUUACUCGAUAAUAUUGACGUAUAUUAGGUUUGUUUUUUAUUGCUGCAUUAGAACUUUCUAUCUCAUUUUCGACAAAUUUCAAAUGUCUAUUUUAUUUUAAGUAAGAGUGUGUACACACCAGUUCAGCUAUAAAAAAAACAAACAGAUGAUAAUAUCGAUAAUUAGGAUAAAUAAUCAAUAAUAAAUGAUCCUAUGGGCAAUAUUGAGACACAGACAAAUUUCGUUAAAAGUUCGAAGAACUCUCAUUAAACCGCUAUGAAAGAAAUCCCAUACAGCACAGAUCGUUGAGAGAAUGCCGAGACGUUGCGUUAUUGAAUGUUGAAGUGUGAAUGUUGCUGCAACAUUGGAAUUAUAAUUUUUUGAAAAUCAUACAAGGACUGUAAUUCGUAAUUCUUGUUUGAUGAUUACAUAAUAUACAUUAUAUUAUGUAUUUACUAAAAAAAAAGUAUUGUAUUUUAUUAUUUAAUAUUUAUCUAGAUGUAUGAAGUACAUUUUAAGAAGCCAGAAUACAUAUAUAAUAUACAUGAAAUCUAUAUUGCAUAUAUAUUGAAUGAAUGUUGAAUCAAUGUUUCUGAAUGUUGAAUUGCAGGGUUUGCAAGACAUUACAAUUGAACGCAAUGUCUUUUUCAUUAUUAAGUAUAUAUAUUUCGCAAUGUUGCAAUUUAACGUUUGAAUGAGAUGUUGAGUCAAUAUUUGUGUGCUGUAUGGGAAUAAGUAUGUAAAAAUAUGUUGCCGCGGUAAAUCUGGGUAAACUUGGAGUUCUUCAUUGUUUUCUUUAGGACAAUCUAACGUGAAAUGUUGAGUAUUAAUGAUACAUUUUCAUAAAAUUUCGUUGAAUUCUUGCAAAAUUGUAUUUAUGUUCUAAAUAUUGUGUCAUUUUACGAAAAUAAUAUCUUUAAUUUGAUACACAUAUCAAGUACACUGUGCAAUAGAAAAAGAUACAAUGAUACCAAAUUUUAAAUGCUUUGUAUAAAUAUUGGCCUUUAUUUAAUUACUCUGUACACGUCUAACAACAAUUAUUUUAUAUUAUAUAGUGUACUAGUCAAUGUUUCUGUUUGUUCAUAUCGAAAUAUUGAAGCGCGCAUCUUUGUGGCUUUCAUAUUUAUUUGUUUGCUUCUCACUUACAUUUACGUAAUUAUGUAAUUGAUUCUGAAUUUUUGUUCUCGUGACAAAUUUAUAAUUGUACAAAUUUGUGUAUCAAUGAAUCACAAUAUCAUCUCAUUUGCGAUAAUGCGCACUUAUUAACGUUCAUUGUACACUGCGUUUUAAGAACUCACAUUCCACUCAAGUUGCCAUAACAACAUAAACUUGACAACAAAGUGGGAAAAAGCGAAUCUUACAGCUGCAGUUUUAUUCAUAUAAACAAAUACGAAUAAACAUGUUACACACACAUACAUACACACACACACACUUGAGUUGAACGUGUCAUUAUAUAUAUGUAUGACCCACUGGUCAACCUGUACAAAUUGAUGUAAAUACUGAUUACUAUUUUUUAGUAAUAAAUGUAAGAAAGUAUCAAAUA
Messenger RNA from Wasmannia auropunctata (little fire ant), 3282 nucleotides. RefSeq lists its product as uncharacterized. The record is from RefSeq and is a predicted model, not a curated record. The transcript is spliced from 5 exons. Bases 138 to 1526 code for a protein of 462 amino acids. NCBI's taxonomy places the organism in Eukaryota, Metazoa, Arthropoda, Insecta, Hymenoptera, Formicidae.